This is a messenger RNA of Nicotiana tabacum (common tobacco), 984 nucleotides long. The record is from RefSeq and is a predicted model, not a curated record. NCBI's taxonomy places the organism in Eukaryota, Viridiplantae, Streptophyta, Magnoliopsida, Solanales, Solanaceae.
AUGACUGUUGUAGAGAAUGAGAAAAAUGAGCUAAUUCCUACUCUCACCGUGAUGGGGUGGAGAGUUUGCAUUGACUACAAAAGGCUUAACAAAGUAACCUGCAAGGACCACUUCCAACUUCCAUUGAUUGACCAAAUGUUGGAUAGGUUGGCUGGGUAUGAGUACUAUUUCUUCCUUGAUGGUUAUUCGGGGUACAACCAUAUUAUCAUAUGCCCGGAGGAUCAGGAGAAAACAAUUUUCACAUGUCCUUGUGGUACUGUUGCUUUCAAGCGAAUGCUAUUUGGUCUUUGUAAUGCACCGGCUACUUUUCCGAGAAUUUGGGCAAGGUGUUGGCACGUUGUAAACAAAUUUGGUGCCAAAUUGGGAAAGUGCCAUUUAAUGGUGCAAGAGGGCAUCGUGUUGGGACAUAGAGUGUCAAAGAGUGGCAUUGAAGUUGAGAAGGCGAAGGCGAUAGGACAGCUGCAAAGGUUUUAUAGUCUGGGUUCUGUUGGCCAACAUUCUUCAUGGAUGCCUAUUCAUAUGUUAAGAACGUUUGACUACGUGUCAAAAUGGGUAGAUGUGAUCACAUUUCCAACCAAGGAUGCCAAGGUGGUAGCUACUUUUGUGAAGAAAAACAUAUUCUCAAGGUUUGGGACUCCACAUGCCUUGAUUAGUGAUGAAGGGACACAUUUCUGCAAUCGGUUGUUGAAUAACCUUCUAGCCAAAUAUGGGGUCCACCAUAGAGUUUUCACAACAUAUCAUCUGCAAACAAGUGGACAAGUUGAAGUGUCCAACAGAGAAAUAAAGCAGAUAUUAGAGAAGACAAUGAGUGUGAAUAGGAAAGAUUGGGCUGGAAAGCUAGAUGAUGCCUUGUGGGCAUCUAUAACUGCAUACAAAACACCAAUUGGGGCAUCCCCAUAUAAGCUUGUUUAUGGGAAGGUGCAUUGGGCGAUUAAAAAGUUAAAUAUGGACUUUGAAGCCGCGGGCGAGAAGAGUCUCUUGUAG